AUGAACUUUCAAGACUGUGAAUAUGUAGAGUUCGGCCCGUCGACAACACAGAGGCUGGAAGAACAAAUUGCAGGUGUCGAGGCCCGUAUUCGCGGGCUAAACCCAGCCGCCCCAGUACCUUAUCCCAACCAUCAACGCUCAUCUGUACCAAGCGACAGAUCUCUUCAUCAUGAUGUUAUGCAACAACUCACGUCGAAUUUUUAUGCUCACGCGGCUCAAUUUGGUUUCUUCCUCGACAUUCCGGUUUCCUCUAGUACACUCACCCCAGCGCUUACAAGCACUAUUCAACUUUGGUCCAUCCAUCUUUCAAACUCAAAUUUUGGACAUGAGCUGGAAUCAGAAUAUCUUUCUCGAGCAGUGAGGGCAACCACUGAUGCAUUAUCGCCUCCUUCUCGGCCCCAAUCCCCUUCACCUUACGCGUUAAUCCCCACUUCCAAUCCACAAGACCAUCCUCGUAUAAUUCUCCAGGCCAUUCAGUGCCAUAUUCUCCUUGCGACAUACUUCUUUCGGAAUGCACGUCUUUUGGAAGGAAAAUACCAUCUUGGCACCGCUGUUGGUUUAGUACUCGGUGCUGGCAUGCACAGGCGAAUAUCAACGGGAAGCUCUGCCCGUAACAAUGCCUUUUGGACUGUCUACACAAUGGACUGUUGCUGGACGAGCGCCGAUGGUUCCCCAUCUAACUUCCCGCAAGACAUGCAGAGUCAGGUCGAUGUUCAUUGGCCGCAGGAAACAUCCUCCAGUCCACAUGGGCUAGGAACAAUUACAGCUUUCCUCACAAGCCGCUCGAUGUCUGGCACGUCGGCACAAGCAUUAUACGCCAAGGCAGCGAUCCUCUACGAACGCGCCUCUCGUCUUGUCAUCAGAUAUCGUCCCCAAAUGCCUCCUGAAGAGCUAAAUAACUUCUUCCUCGCAUUCACGAAUAUUGAUACUGUCAUCCAACAAUUUCGCCAAACGUUUUUCUCGCAGUCACCACAGGACCACCCCCAUUUGGUGGCACACAUCUUGACUCAUGUCGCCACCAUCCAGCUCCACAAUUUAUUCGUUGGUGACCGAGAGGCGGAAAGUUCCCGACGCCGUGUGCUUGACGCUGCUACAGGUGUCGUGCAGGCGUUGGCCACCAUCCAGCAGCUUCGACUUGACGAUGUCGACCCAAUCAUGGGAACGUUGCUGACGGCGACAGGGCAGGUUUUCUUGAUCUCACUCGCGGCCCACCGAAGUACAGUGAGAGUGUCUGGAAGACACGCAACUUGGCCAGAAAGCGGAGUAAUGCCACUCAAAGCGUCCGUGGAACGCAUUCUGGAUGUCAUGGGUCUCUUUGCAUCAAGGUCCAAAUUAAUGGAUUCGCAGCAUAAAGCAUUGCGAGAAAGUCUUGGUCGUGCGAUGCAGUCUUGA
Messenger RNA from Mycena indigotica, 1392 nucleotides. RefSeq names its product Zn(2)-C6 fungal-type domain-containing protein. Gene Ontology annotation, cellular component: nucleus. The record is from RefSeq and is a predicted model, not a curated record. Bases 1 to 1392 code for a protein of 463 amino acids. Gene Ontology annotation, molecular function: DNA binding; zinc ion binding. Lineage: Eukaryota; Fungi; Basidiomycota; Agaricomycetes; Agaricales; Mycenaceae. The transcript has 6 exons. Gene Ontology annotation, biological process: DNA-templated transcription.